Daldinia loculata is the source of this 2114-nucleotide messenger RNA. Its product is annotated as T-complex protein 1 subunit eta. Gene Ontology annotation, molecular function: ATP-dependent protein folding chaperone; ATP binding; ATP hydrolysis activity. Lineage: Eukaryota; Fungi; Ascomycota; Sordariomycetes; Xylariales; Hypoxylaceae. Gene Ontology annotation, biological process: protein folding. Gene Ontology annotation, cellular component: chaperonin-containing T-complex. Bases 216 to 1889 code for a protein of 557 amino acids. The record is from RefSeq and is a predicted model, not a curated record. The transcript is spliced from 4 exons.
CACAUACCGGGGUUAUCAUGGCCCGUGCUGUAUGUGACCCACCCCGCGAGGCUGCAACAAUUUUUUGAAGCUCCUAAAGCUCUCCCACCUAACGGAAAGUUAUCGAGGGUCAAGUGUUGGCGAUUUUCGAGGCGAAUAAACUUCCCCAACUCCCUCGACCAAAUUUUACCUCUUUUUAAACUGCUUCCUUCACUCGCCAUAUACACUCCGCCAAAAUGUCUUUCGGAGGUCAAACCCCCACUAUCAUCGUCCUGAAAGAAGGGACCGAUACUUCUCAGGGAAAAGGUCAGAUAAUAUCAAAUAUAAAUGCCUGCCAAGCCGUUCAAGCGACCAUCAAGUCGACUCUGGGACCCUACGGUGGUGAUUUAUUAAUGGUGGACGAAAAUGGAAGGCAGACUAUUACCAACGAUGGCGCAACAGUGAUGAAGCUCCUCGAUAUUGUACACCCUGCUGCCCGAAUCCUCGUCGAUAUCGCAAGAUCACAAGAUGCUGAAGUCGGUGACGGAACGACAUCUGUAGUCGUUCUUGCUGGCGAGAUACUCAAGGAAGUCAAGGAACACGUUGAGCAAGGUGUUAGCUCCCAAAUAAUCAUCAAGGGUUUACGGAAGGCUUCGACGAUGGCGGUCAACAAGAUCAAAGAGAUUGCGGUGAGGACAGACGAGUCUACCAGGCGGGAUACCCUAGCGAAACUAGCGGCCACGGCUAUGACGAGCAAGCUGAUCAAGAAGGAUACUCCCUUUUUUACGAAGAUGGUUGUGGAUGCUGUCCUAUCGCUAGACCAGGACGACUUAAACGAGAAGCUUAUUGGUAUCAAGAAGAUCCCCGGCGGUUCCCUUACUGACUCCCUGUUCGUCAACGGAGUAGCUUUCAAGAAGACAUUCUCGUAUGCUGGUUUUGAGCAGCAGCCCAAGUCUUUCAAGAAACCCAAGAUCGUCUGUCUGAACGUCGAGCUGGAGUUGAAGGCUGAGAAGGACAACGCCGAAGUACGAGUCGAGCAAGUUUCAGAGUACCAAGCAAUCGUCGACGCCGAGUGGCAGAUCAUCUACAAGAAACUGGAAGCCGUUUACCAAACAGGCGCCAAAGUGGUGCUCUCUAAACUACCUAUCGGAGAUCUGGCAACACAGUACUUUGCUGAUCGGGACAUAUUCUGUGCUGGCCGUGUCGCUUCCGAAGAUAUGGAACGAGUAGUUCAAGCCACUGGCGCUACCAUACAAUCAACCUGCUCCGAUAUUCAAUCCCACCACUUAGGCACGUGUGGUUCCUUCGAUGAACGCCAGAUCGGCGGUGAGCGCUUCAACUUCUUCGAAGACUGCCCAGAGGCCAAGACAUGCACUCUAGUCCUUCGCGGCGGUGCUGAACAAUUUAUCGCCGAGGUCGAGCGGUCCUUGCACGAUGCCAUCAUGAUCGUGAAGCGCGCCAUCAAAAACCACAUGAUCGUUGGUGGUGGCGGUGCCUGCGAGAUGGAGAUAUCCGCAUACUUACAUCGUUUCGCGGACAAAGAUGUUCCGCAUAAGCAACAGGGCAUCAUCAAGUCUUUCGCUAAAGCUCUUGAGGUUAUUCCCCGCCAACUAUGCGAUAACGCUGGCUUUGACGCAACCGAUAUCUUAAAUAGACUACGCGUGGAGCACCGCAGAGGCGGUGUCUGGGCUGGCGUCGAUUUCGUGAACGAGGGUGUUGCUGACAUGAUGGAACGGUUCGUCUGGGAACCAGCUCUUGUCAAGAUUAAUGCCAUACAGUCAGCUACUGAGGCCAGUUGCUUGAUCCUAGGUGUAGAUGAGACCAUCCGGAACGAAGAAAGUGCCCAACCGCAGGCGCCGGGCCAGCCGCUGCCGCCAGGAGCAGCACAGAGGGCGAUAAGAGGACGAGGAAGGGGUAUGCCGCGACGGUAAACAUAUAUUAGGGUCGACGAUGCAUUAGGGGCGCGAUAAUGUACCUAUGAUACCUGAAAAGCUACGUGCGGGUGCUUUAUUCCAUAGAUGAUGUAGGAAUAUUUACCGCACGAAUAAAUAAAAGACCGUCUAAUGAAGAAUGUUCCUGAAAUCGGUUUGACAGCCUAAAUCUAACCUCAGGUAACGGGUACCAGAGCCUACCCCCUUUUUCCUCUGCUAUUUACG